ACAGUCCAGGACCAUGGCGGAGGGGACCACAAAGAAACAGGGCAUCAAAAAGUGCCGCAGCGCCACCUUCAGUAUAGACGGGUUCAGCUUCACCAUCGUGGCCAAUGAGACGAGGACAGGAAAGCCCCGCCCCCUGGCCCGUCUGGCACGCUCGCGCUCGCAGAAUGCCCUGUGCUCUGGGGGCUCUCCGGGGGCCACUCUGGGGGGUCCUGACCUCCGGCCCUUGGUGCUGGAUCAGCGCAGUGCGGCUGAGAUCCUGGCAGAAGAGCUCCCCUCACCCGAAGCUCCUGAUGCCAUGGAAAGGACGGCUGUCAGGCUGCGGUGUCUCGUGAAGCAGCUGGAGAGAGGAGAAGCUUCUGUAGUGGACCUCAAGAAGAACCUGGUGUUUGCUGCCUCUGUGCUGGAGUCUCUGUAUGUGGAGGAGACCAGGCGUCUCAUGGACCUAGAGGAUGAGUUCAGUGAUAUUCACUCAGACUGCGUCCCCUCUGAGGUGAGGGAUUGGCUGGCCUCUACCUUCACCAGGCAGAGGACCCUCCUGAGACGCUCCGACGACAAACCUCGAUUCAGGGCCAUCGUCCACGCAGUGCAGGCCAGCAUCUUUGUGGAGAGAAUGUACCGCCGCACCUCCAACCAGGCCGGCCUCUGCUACCCCUCCACUGUCAUCUCUGUGCUCAAGAACAUGGACAUGUGGUCAUUUGAUGUAUUCGCUCUGAACGAUGCCAGUGGAGACCACGCCCUCAAGUUUGUCUUCUACGAGCUGCUUUCCCGUUACGACCUCAUCAAUCGCUUUAAGAUUCCCAUCUCGUCUCUGCUGUCCUUCUUGGACCUGCUGGAGGAGGGCUACAGCAAACACAAGAACCCCUACCACAACCUGAUGCACGCGGCCGACGUCACGCAGACCAUCCACUACCUGCUGCUCCAGACUGGCAUAGUGCACUGGCUGACUGAGUUGGAGACUUUUGCCAUUAUAUUUGCUGCAGCGAUCCACGACUACGAACACACAGGCACCACCAACAACUUCCACGUUCAGACCAGGUCAGACACUGCUAUGCUCUACAACGACCGCGCUGUUCAGGAGAACCACCACAUCAGCGCUGCAUACCGCCUCCUGCAGGCUGAAGACGAGCACAACAUCCUGUGCAACCUGUCCAAAGAAGACUGGAGAGAGCUGAGGUCCCUGGUGGUGGAGAUGGUGCUGGCCACAGAUAUGUCCUGUCACUUCCAGCAGAUCAAGACCAUGAAGGGCCUGCUGCAGCUGCCCGACACAAUAGACAAGCCCAAGGCCUUGUCUCUGCUGCUGCACACGGCCGACAUCAGUCAUCCUGCUAAACGCUGGGACCUGCACCACCGCUGGACCUCCUCCCUGCUCGAGGAGUUCUUCAGACAGGGGGACAAAGAGGCCGAGCUCGGGCUGCCCUUCUCUCCUCUGUGCGACCGCAAGUCCACCAUGGUGGCUCAGUCUCAGAUCGGUUUUAUCGAGUUCAUCGUGGAGCCCACCUUCACUGUGCUCACAGACAUGAUCGAGAAGAUUGUCAGUCCUCUGAUGGAGGAAACUGCCCGCUCCGGGGCCAGGGGCUGGCGCCACUCCAGUCUGAACAGUGUGAGUGGCAGUGAUGUAAAGAGCCUGCGCAGCACAGCGUCUGAGGGCGGUGUCCCUGUGGCCUCCGUGGACUUCAAGAGCUUCAGGGUCGUGUGGAACCAGGAGAUUCAGCACAACUGUGACACAUGGAAGAGCCAGGCCUCCAUAGAUGUGGAGGACAAUUCCAGAAAGAAGAGCAAAGUGGACCCUGAGGAUCUGGAGGAUAGACUGCUAAAGGCCAAUCCUCAGAAGACAGAGGACACUGUGAAGAUGAAAAAGGAGACAGUGGACAAGACUGUGCCUGUGACAAGACCAGUCCCCACUCAGAGACAGAAGCAGUCAGCUGAAAAAUCACAUGACUCCAGCAGCCAAUCGGAAAAAAUCCCUCCAGUACCUAAUGGAGAGUCCCACCCGCGGCCCAUAGUCUACUACUACAAGCGGCCGAGUUACUGCGUGCGUGCAUACCAGGUGGUGCACUCCAAGAUGAGCGACAUGAGACCUAUUGAUGCCCGAGGGAAGGCCCGCAGACUGCAGAGGAUCUCCCUGCGCCGCCGCAAGUGA
Periophthalmus magnuspinnatus is the source of this 2140-nucleotide messenger RNA. RefSeq names its product phosphodiesterase 1C, calmodulin-dependent a (gene pde1ca). Gene Ontology annotation, biological process: signal transduction. The record is from RefSeq and is a predicted model, not a curated record. Gene Ontology annotation, molecular function: 3',5'-cyclic-nucleotide phosphodiesterase activity. NCBI's taxonomy places the organism in Eukaryota, Metazoa, Chordata, Actinopteri, Gobiiformes, Gobiidae. The transcript has 17 exons. The coding region runs from base 14 to 2140 and encodes 708 amino acids.